CCUGGGCGAGGCGGCCCGUGCCCUGGCGGGGCUGAGCCUGCCCCCUGCGGCGUCGCCCUGGCGGAGCAUGCCCUGAUUUGCUGCCUCGCCGGAGCCCCGUCCCCGCCAUCAGGGUGCGCGUUGCAGGGCGUAGGGGAGCCUCUCCCGCUAUAAUAAAUGAUAGAGGAUACCAUGACUUUGCUGUCUCUGCUGGGCCGGAUCAUGCGUUACUUCUUGCUGCGGCCAGAGACCCUGUUCUUGCUAUGCAUCAGCCUGGCCCUCUGGAGUUACUUCUUCCACACGGACGAGGUGAAGACCAUCGUCAAGUCCAGCCGGGACGCCGUCAAGAUGGUGAAGGGCAAAGUGGCUGAGAUCAUGCAGAAUGACCGGCUGGGAGGGCUGGACGUGCUGGAUGCCGAGUUCUCCAAGACCUGGGAGUUCAAGAGCCACAAUGUGGCCGUCUACUCCAUCCAAGGCCGGAGGGACCACAUGGAGGACAGGUUCGAAGUGAUCACGGACCUGGUCAACAAGACCCACCCGUCUAUCUUCGGGAUAUUUGAUGGGCACGGAGGAGAGUCAGCAGCAGAAUAUGUCAAGUCCCGCCUGCCUGAAGUCCUGAAACAACAUCUUCAGGACUAUGAGAGAGACAAAGAGAACAGUGUGUUGUCUUACCAAACCAUCCUGGAACAGCAGAUUCUAUCAAUUGACCGAGAAAUGUUGGAAAAACUGACCGUGUCUUAUGAUGAAGCAGGCACAACAUGUUUGAUUGCAUUGCUGUCAGAUAAAGAAUUAACAGUGGCCAAUGUUGGUGAUUCCCGAGGCGUCUUGUGCGAUAAAGAUGGGAAUGCUAUCCCCUUGUCACAUGAUCACAAGCCCUACCAGCUGAAGGAGAGGAAGAGGAUUAAAAGAGCUGGUGGGUUCAUCAGCUUCAAUGGCUCCUGGCGUGUUCAGGGGAUCCUGGCCAUGUCCCGCUCCUUAGGAGAUUAUCCUCUGAAAAAUCUCAAUGUUGUUAUCCCUGAUCCAGAUAUCCUGACCUUUGAUUUGGACAAGCUACAGCCAGAGUUCAUGAUCUUGGCAUCGGAUGGCCUGUGGGAUGCAUUCAGCAAUGAAGAGGCUGUCCGAUUCAUCAAGGAACGCUUGGAUGAGCCCCAUUUCGGUGCCAAGAGUAUAGUUCUACAGUCAUUUUACAGAGGAUGUCCUGAUAACAUAACAGUUAUGGUGGUGAAGUUCAGAAAUAGCAGCAAAACAGAAGAACAGUGAACUCACAACAGUUCUUUGCUUCUUCUCCGAUAAACUUAAAACAAACUCUUACAUUUUAAUGUAGUAGAAAGUUCUAGUAAUUAUCAUUAGGAUUUUAUGCAGAAGGGAUAGGAAAGACCCUUCUGGUUUCUGUUCUUUGCUGAACAAAAGGAGCAAUACAAUACAGCAGAUAUGUUUUGAAUUAUAUGAAUUAAGUUUUUCACAUCUUCCUGCUUCCCAUGACCUGUUGCUUCUGAGAAAUGAAUUGUAAUCUGUUCCAAGGGUUAAAAAUUCCUGCUUAGGUUUUGUCAAAUACAAACCAUUUCUUAACUUUAAUUUUAAUAGCUGAAGCUGCAUUCAGAUUGGCACUGUGGGGGCAGGCAGUGCUGCUUCUGCUCCAAUAGCGAUAGGAAUUAGACUGCUUUUCACCCAUAGACGUAACUGCCUUCAGAGUGUCAUUCUCUCUAGUGCUUCCAGUCUCUGUUUUUCUAACCUGCAGUGAUGGUAGAGCGUUAGCUUGGAGAGGAUUUCUAAUUAGUAGUCUGUCUUUCAUAUGAAGAAAAAAAAAGAGCCAAACAUUAGCCUGUCAGCACAGAACAGGCCCACCCUGCUCAUUUUUUCCAUAGUUAAAUAUACCCUUUCUAUCACGUGACUAGGUACAAGCUAUUGAACUUCCUGCACCCACAUGUUUAUGCGGGCUGCAGAUGACUUUAAUAACACUUCACCUAUGUCAUCCUGUAUUCACACCAGCAGAUGCUAAACUCCAUCAAACUACUCUGUGGACUAAUGCCUCCACUAUUCAGGAAACUAGCUCUUUCAUUGUAGAAGAAUGCCAAACACCCCUGGCUUCUAUUUAUUUUUAUUUUUUUUACUAUUUUUCAUAAGUCAGAAGAGAAAAUAAGGCAAGACGAUUUCAGUAUAGCUUAAGAUGGGAAUAUCUUUAGUCAAUGUUGGAAAAACCAGGGAAGGCAGCGUGUUUCAUGGCAUUGGGUGAAGUAUGCUCUUGCUGCAAACAAUUUUUCAGUAAUAUCCAUCAGUUCAAAAUUCAUCAAGGAGACUUAUAUGUGACUUAGUGUUCAACCUCAUAUGCUGUAGCUGUACCGUAAAUUAUUGGGGCUAGGAGGGAAACAAUCUCUAAAUGGGAAUUUUUUUUCCUAUGUCUGAUUUCAAAAUGAAAUUGUAAAUUGAAAUCUAACUAAUGUAAACUUCAUUAUAGGUAAUGACCUUCCAAAUCUGAUCUAGAUCGGGUCAUUUUUAUGUAUUAUCCAAUUGCUUCAUCAUCUAGCAAUCUGGAGGCAGUAGUAGUGAAGAGAGUAUUGGUAGUGUAUGGCAGUACACCAGAGCUGGAGCCUGAAGUAGCUGUUGGUCUGCAUGUAUUAAAGACUUUUGGUGGGGCAGGGGACAAGGGGGCAGAGGAGAAACUAUAGUUGCUUGGCUGGGUUACCUGUAAGUGUGAUUUUACACUGCAUUGUAUUAAGAUAUGAUAUGGGGACUCCUUUCACCAAUGACUUCAUUCUGGGCAAGCCCCUGAGAUUCCCCCUCCGCAGGACCCGACAAGGUGUGCUCAGCAUUUGGUGUCCAGACCCUAGUCAGUGACAUUAUUAUGUUAAUUAACAUCUCUGUUUCUUUGGCAAAAGUAUAGGUCUACUUAGUCUGCAAGCUCUCUUGGUCUCACCAUUAUCCACAGACAGAGGAGGGCAGACUCUGAGUAAGUGCCUUACUUGUCCCUGAGACAGUAGCUUCAUUGAGGGUUCUGCUGCGCAGGUUUCGGUCAGUAACAGCAAAAAACUGGUUUUUUGCUGCACCUCUAAAGGAAUAGCUGCCAAGUUCCCCUAAAUUAUCCCUUUCUUAAAACCUUAGAAUUUAAGACGCAAGAGAAUCUAAUUAAUCUAAUACCAUCAUGUAUGUAAAGGCAGAUUUCAGUUGUUGACACCCAAUCCUGUUCUGGGCCAGUGCCCUUAAACUGUUCAGCUGGUUAACCUGUAAGGUUUUUUUUUAUCCUAAACAUGCUGUGAAGGGUCCUUCCAGGUCAGCCUCUCUUCCUUCUGCCUUGAGACUGCCAAAACAGGGCUAGGUUGAAGGCUGGUUAUCUAGCACACUCAGAACAGGUAAAUCCACUUUCUUGCCGUACCAUUUGUGCUGGCAGUAAUUGUCCCCACUCCAGGACUUUCACAUUCUCUAGUCCAUCUGGCUACUUACUCAGACUGUCCAGCACAGAUGUUGUGUACCAGUAUAAACCAGUUAGGGUUUAUGAUUUCCAAGUUCAGUCUAGUUUGCACAAUUGGUACACAUACCUUCUAGCAGCUUGCUUCCACCUGGAACACCAGAUUUUCUUUGUAAAUAAUAAGUGUGCAGUACAACCAUUGGAAAAGUAUGCAUCCAGCUUCAUAUAGUAUAUUGGGACCUAGUCCAGAUGGUUAUUUCACUGAAAGGUUUAAUUACAACAUCUAACUAUUCUGCAAAGGAAAAAAUAAUUUAAUUCAGUGGAUUGUUAAUUGUAGCUUUACAGUCAGGUUGAGGUGUAGUAAGUGACUGCAGUAAAAUCCAGUUAAAUUUCCCUUAAAGGUUUUCCAGGCUAGAGCACUGUGAAAUGAUGCAAGAGUGGUGUUGGGGUUUCACGACGGUGAUUUUCAGUGUGGAAACCUCUACAUUGGUAGAGCAGCAGUUUGCAAACUAUAGCUCAGGGAGCAUUUGCUGGUCACAGGGUGCUGCCUUUGCUUUCCCCUUUACAGCUGCUGUGACAGGCGUAACGCUCUUCCUUGUAAGAAAGGGUUUGGCUGCUUGUAGAAACAGCUGUUUUGGGAGAAGUAUGUCGUAUCUAGAAGUUUGCUAAAGGACAACUGUAGGGAAAGCUGGAUUUUCUCAGCCUAUAACUACACUUCUGCUGUAACAAAUCUGCAUACUGAAGACAAGAGGGGAAGUCUCUCACAUGCAUAUUUAGAGAGCUGGGACUGGGACCCAGACUUGUUGCAUAUUGUUUUUUAUCACUUGAGGUAGAGUAGAUCGCGUAUAGUUGGUAUGAAGCCCCACUUUAGAGACCGACCAGUAGAGGGCAAAAGAGCUCAAGCAAAUAUACCUUGGAGCCGAGCUCUGCAGCAGUGCACUGCCUGCUCUGCAGUGCCCAGAGCUGUGUUCGGAGCCCAGGGAAAGGAAACUUACUGUACAUGCACAGAUUCACCAAGUACCAGAGUUUGCCAUAGGGAGGUUGCAGGAUGAUGACUGGGAGGCAAGUUGGAGAAUCUGCCAGACCGACCACCUGUUGCUCUACCAAUGGGCCAGGCUUUGAGAAGCCUCCUAGUGGAGUACAGGACAGCUUUGCAGGUGGUAGCCACAUGGAUCCUCAUUCUCAGCUAAAACUGUAGCCUGUCCUCACAGAUAGGCUUCUAGUGCAAUCAGUGGGGCCCAAGGUAUAUAUUACAAUGGUUUCUUGUCUCCUUCCAGGGACUGUUCUCAGUAAGGUGAAAGCCAUCUACUUAUUGUAAGUGUAUGUUCUCCUUUAGCACAUGUGGAAGAAACGGCCAUUUUAAUGAUGAAAUUCUCCCUAGUGCAGAGGUCCUGUCCAAGGCCAGUGCAAGCCCACAGCACAGAAGUGAUUCGCAUGGUAGGGAGGAAGUGGAUCGGUGUCCACUGACUCUGCUUCUUGCACGCAUGUAUCCAGGGCUUGCUAUGAGAACCCCAAGGAAUUAAUUCAGCUGCCAAAAAAAAGGGUUUGAGGAACUGUUUUGCAUCAAGAGCGGAGUCAUUGUUUUGUUCUGCAUCCCUGUGCCCCAGCGUGCUUUUUUCUAGCAUCAGUGAAUGCAUUUGAAGCAACGUAACUUAAUGUUUGGUAUCUGUGCAACUUGUUCAGGCCACUGUGGUCAUGCAUGGAAAAAUACAGGUUUUGCAGCCAGUCUCAGGGGCAGCAGCAUCUGUUGCUUCAUUUUGCACAUCAUCUCUUUUUUUUGUAACAUGCAGUGUUGAUAGGCGAGAUGUGCUUACUCCACUUCAGUGCAGGGGGAUGGACUGGCUGAGAUCUUGUGGUCCUUUCCAGCCCCACAUGUCUACAGCUAAGCAUAAAAGUUAAAAUGAGAAGUACCUGGGCAUUAAAAUGCUAGGGAAAAGAACCAACUUACAAAAAGCAUUAAAAGGGGAGGGAUGGGUCCAACUCCUUUGGACACCAGUGAAUGAUUGGCUGUUGAUUUCAGCAGAGAUGAGAUUAGUCCUAGAAGCAGUUAGGUUAUUGUUCAUAUACUGAUUAUAUCUGUUGUUAUGGGACCCUAGUAGUGAUAGAUUUGUGAUUCAGUGUUCAAUCUAUAGCAAAGCAGAACAACGAUGUUGAAUCAGAAGUUAGUCGUACUUCUCUUUCAAUGAAUUGAGCCAGCUUGAAGGUAAUAAUGGGUUUGCUAAAUCACAGCUAACUCUGCAUUAUAGAAGUACAAGGGUUGCCUCGUGUUUCUGCCCUUUGCACUGAACCUAACACCCCUGCACUGAACUUUAAGAGGAUCUUGGUGGUAUUCCUAGCACUUAUUUUACAUGGAGAGGAGAAAACAUUUGGGUAUAUACCCAUGUAUUUCUUUCAAUCAUCCUUUCUCUGAAAUACCAGGUAAGACUGUUUGCAAAAUCAGGACCUUUAAAAAGUGUUUUGGACAAUGAGGGGGCUGGGCUGGGUUCUGUUAAACCUACAGGCGAAUUGAGCUAUUAAAUAUUAUUGCUGGCUUGAGGUUUAGCAACUAGUAGUUGGGCAGCUGUCUUUGAUGCUGUUAAUAAAUAAUUACCUUUCCAAAUCUCAGGACUUGUAUCUAUAUUAGGAUAUUAAAUUCUGAAUUAAGCAUAUGGAUUGAUAUUUGGAAUUACUAAAUUUUAUUUAUAUGGCACUGAAAGGCUUAAGUUCUGCAGCUGUUUCAAAUACAGCAGUUUUCAUUAAAGUUAGUAUUGAAUGCUGAAGUUUGAGGUGUAGACCGAAAAGAUAAUUGCCCGUGUUUACAAUGUCUAGGUUCUGACAGCCGGGACCUCUUGAGUUUCCAAGAGGUGCGGUAGAAGCUUAGACAUUCAGCCCAGUUUGCUUCGAUACUGUUAAUUCAAUAUCAGCAGUUUGUUAUGAGGUGGUGCUUUAGAAAUCUAAAUGCAGUGUUUAUGCAAGCUUUAUGUGACAGAUGCAUCUUCACUGCAAACAAGUAGGAUUGCAACAUGUUUGGACACCCUUCUAGCUUUAAUCUUGCUUGAUAAGUGCAGAUGUAGUGGCAAGGGCUCACUGUGGUUUGGCAACCUGAACAAAUGCGUAGGUUCCCAGCAGGCUUGAUGAGUUUCAGCCACCAUCUCUUUGCUGCAGGAAAGCAGGUGAAGCCAGCAUGCAUAUGCCUACGUGUGCAGCAGUCACAUCUCCAGCUGCCUUGUGGGCUCGCUUCUUGGAAACCUGGAGUGGCCAUGCAAAAACGUCAGUGCCAGAGCUGACAGACAGGGCAUGUAUGUGUGCUUGAGCCUCUCUCUCUCCAGCAAGAAAAAACAAAAAAGUUUCCGCCAGAGGCUGUCCCUUUGGGAUCUAGAGAGGUUCCAUACUGUGUGUCUGGGUUGAGUUUUGUUCUAUACUGAAUCCAUUCAACUCACUUUAACUAACUGCUCCUACUUGUGUAUAAUGCAAGUGGCCAUGAAAUAUUGACCAUGGUUUAACAAGGCAGAUUUGCCAGUGAUACCUUGUGCUCAUGGGCUUUCCUUUUAAAUGCUAAAUUAUAAAAAAGAGUCUUGGAGUUGCUUGUGGUUUCCAUGCGACUGUGCUAGCAGUGCAGUGCAGGAAGAAGCAGGAUGGAGAAAACAAGCUUUCAAAACUUGAACGCAGGGAACAGCCUUGCACUCUGGCUCUGCUUCUCAGGAGCAGUGAUUGACAGAAAGAGGAAAUCAUGAAAGUCCGGAGAAUAAGUAAAGAGGCACCCUAAAAGAUCAGUACAGGGUCCCAUUCCCCUGCUGUGCCGUCUCGGAGCAGAGCUGGACUACAGUGUCAAAGCAACCAGUCACAAAGAAAGACCACUUCAGUGUAUUAUUAUGUUGCUACAUCACAUUAUCAAAGAUCCUUCUAUAUUGUUAUUUACAACUGGUUUUUUAGCUAAACACAUUUUUAAGGUUAAAUGUUUUAUUGCAAAACACUGUAUUUCACCAUCCCUUCAAGGAAAGCCACAGACAAAGCACUGGUGAGACCACAGAUAGGCCAGCUUUUCCAUUUUUUGCUUAGACUGGAUAAUGACUGAGAGACAUCUACAAACUAGUGACACCCAACAGGAACUGUAAAAUGUUAGUAGAUAGCAUUCACAUCUGUGUGGCUUACAGAAAACUUACGUGAUCUUUGCCACAAGACUAGAGAUGCGCUGAAGCGUGAGAUGAUACAAGCCACAAAAGUAAGCCUCAGCUAGGCCUACUUUAUUCCACUUCUAAUUUCAAAUGUUUUACUGCAGUUACUGGUACUUAUUUUAAGACAAAUGAAGUCCCAAAAUUAGUUGUAUUCUCUUGCUUGAAAUAGGCCUCUAUACAAAAGCAAUCUCUCAAAGAAACGUCUGAAAACUACAUGGUCCCCAUUACCUUUAUGAGUUUCAGUGGCCCAACUUGUAUUCACUGUUAGAAAAAAUGGAACUUGCUAAACAAGGGAAUUAGAGUAAAGGAAAAAACUGGGCCUCGCCUCAUUUGGGGUGCAUCCUGCACGCAAUACUUGUAAACAAAUAUGGUUAUCAACCUCUGAAGUGUGGUUUGUUUGUUUUUUUUACUAGCUUACAUGAGCAACCCAGCCUGCC
Gavialis gangeticus (Gharial) is the source of this 7973-nucleotide messenger RNA. RefSeq names its product protein phosphatase, Mg2+/Mn2+ dependent 1L (gene PPM1L). Gene Ontology annotation, biological process: protein dephosphorylation. The transcript has 4 exons. Gene Ontology annotation, molecular function: protein serine/threonine phosphatase activity; cation binding. Lineage: Eukaryota; Metazoa; Chordata; Crocodylia; Gavialidae. The coding region runs from base 157 to 1239 and encodes 360 amino acids. The record is from RefSeq and is a predicted model, not a curated record.